AUCGAUAUGUUAAUAUCGAAGAAGACUUGGAGUCGAGUCCCUUUCCGGAAAACAAAACAAAAUUAAUAAGUUAAUUAGAGAAGUGUCCACGAAAAUGCACAGCUCACGGUGAUUAAACGGCAAUGUGAAGAAGUAUCGAAGUGUAAAAGUCGACGGAGGCUGCACGGCCAACAACACCAUCCACCAGCAACAAUAACAAUACAAAACGGGAGACUACUGCAAAUAUAUACACACACCAAGAUAUAUCAAAAUAAAAAGACGAAAAGGCAGUACACUUUUUGAUCUGGACGGUGCCAGUGGUGUUGACGAAUGCGGAGCAGUUCGAGGAAGGCGGAGGAGCAGCAGCAGGGCCACCGAAAGCAGGAAGCGGAAGUAACAGAAUAGCAAUAUAUUUAAAAGGAUCAAAAAUAUAACAAAAAAAAAUCACCACCUUAGCCUUAGUGAAAGACAACGAGGACACGACCACUCCAAAACCAAAUCAAACCAAACCAGUCAAAUCAAAAGCCAGACAACUCCAAUCCCAAAACCAACAAAAUGUCUUCGCCCAGUGCCGGAAAGAGACGCAUGGACAACGAUGUGAUCAAGCUGAUUGAAUCGAAGCACGAGGUGACGAUCCUGGGAGGCCUAAAUGAGUUCCACGUCAAGUUUUUCGGUCCAACGGAGACGCCAUAUGAGGGUGGCGUAUGGAAGGUGCGCGUCUACCUGCCCGACAACUAUCCCUUCAAAUCACCGAGCAUCGGUUUUGUGAACAAGAUCUACCAUCCGAAUAUUGACGAAUCAUCUGGGACUGUGUGCCUGGAUGUUAUCAAUCAGGCCUGGACGGCGUUGUACGAUCUAUCGAACAUAUUCGAAUCGUUCUUGCCACAGCUCCUCACAUAUCCCAAUCCGGUUGAUCCGCUCAAUCGGGAUGCGGCCGCAUUGUACCUGCACGAGCCGGAGGAGUAUCAUCGCAAGGUGGCCGACUAUGUGCAGCGGUAUGCCACCGAGGAUGCGCUGCGGGCGGCGCAGCAGGAACGGGAAAGUAGCGACAGUGAGUCGAGCAUGUCCGAUUACAGUGAGGAUGAGGCCAGGGACAUGGAGUUAUAAUAUCGGUUGGACCGCCAGCCUACGGAACUACCGCUACCACUAACACUGACAACAGCCUAAUACAAACGCUUCGAAACCCCAUUUCCCGCCCCCACUAUUUCUUAAAACCAAGCAAACAUACAAACACAAUUUCACAAGGGCCCUUCAGUUGGCGACGAAAAAAAAGCAACAAUAGAUAUAUAUAUAUAAAUGUAUAUAUAUAUAUCUAUCUAUAUAUAUAAUUGAUAAAUGAUAAUUGGAUUUUAAGAUAGAAAGUGAUUCGAUGAUGGCGUGUGAUGAUCUGCGCACACACGCACGUACAUACAUAUAUAUAUAUAUAUAUAUAUAUAUAUAUUCAUAUAAUCAUAUAUAUAUAUAUAUAAUGUAAGCAGAAAGUAAAACAAGAUCUAAAAAACUCUUAGUUUAGCCAUCAGUAGCUGAUAACAUAAUGGAUUGGAGUAAGGAUCGUAACCGAUCAUAACCGAUCAUAACCGAUCAUAACCGAUAUAUAGACCACACAAAAACGGAACGGAGGAGAACAAAAUGGAAACAAAACCAGAAACAAAAUACAAACAAGAUAAAAUACAACAGAUAACAGAGAUAAAUGCAUGGUUGCAAACGUAAUUUAAAUGGUUAUAGUAAGUGCACCAUGCAAUACGAUAUAUGACGUGAAAUUGCUUUUGGCCUUGAUCUGGCAUUAAACAGACGUCAAAUGCCCGUUCUUUAGAGUUUAGCAGUGGAGUAAAAGUUGAUAGUAGACGUAUCGUAAACACAAGUACCACCAUUAUACAGAAGUUUUUGGAAAACCCACACAAAUACCACUCGAUGAUAACCCUAUCCAGAGGAAAAGCCUAAACUACCGCUUAAAUUGAUCAACGACAAAUUAUGUGUUUUGUUCUCCCCCAGCUUUAUAUGUAUUUUUUUAUGUUUGUUUUCUUUAAAUUUGUGUUUUAUUAGAAGUUUUCAUUGUCAGCAUAUAUGUACACAUUAUAUAUUUAGAAAUUUGUAACUGCAGAAUAUCACCUGACUUGGCAGCAUUGUCUCUGCCCAAAAACAGAAUGAAAAAAAAAACGAUCUAAACUAAAUAGAACUGAAUAGAAAACCAAGAUAAAUUCUAGAGGAAGCCCUUGGAUACGAUUGCGUGGAACAGACAAAAUAAACGUUGCAGUUCUUUUUCUUGUUAAUUAAUAUUAUUAUACGGUUAUUAUGUAAUAUUUUAAAAUAGGAUUCGAAUUGAUCGUGUAAUUAAAUGCAUAAUUCUUAUGUCUAACUUA
This is a messenger RNA of Drosophila eugracilis, 2339 nucleotides long. RefSeq names its product ubiquitin-conjugating enzyme E2 H (gene UbcE2H). NCBI's taxonomy places the organism in Eukaryota, Metazoa, Arthropoda, Insecta, Diptera, Drosophilidae. Gene Ontology annotation, biological process: protein polyubiquitination; ubiquitin-dependent protein catabolic process. The record is from RefSeq and is a predicted model, not a curated record. The transcript is spliced from 2 exons. The coding region runs from base 535 to 1086 and encodes 183 amino acids. Gene Ontology annotation, cellular component: nucleus. Gene Ontology annotation, molecular function: ubiquitin conjugating enzyme activity.